Molecule: messenger RNA, 2585 nt
Organism: Danio aesculapii
Lineage: Eukaryota; Metazoa; Chordata; Actinopteri; Cypriniformes; Danionidae
Gene: cdh16
Product: cadherin 16, KSP-cadherin
Exons: 18
Coding region: 1-2463 (820 amino acids)
Biological process (GO): multicellular organism development; adherens junction organization; homophilic cell-cell adhesion
Cellular component (GO): catenin complex; plasma membrane; adherens junction
Molecular function (GO): cadherin binding; calcium ion binding
Source: RefSeq, a predicted model, not a curated record
AUGGAAUCUGUGAGCACUUGGUUUAUUGCACUGAGCGUAAUACUAAGUUUGAACAUUUUGCUUUCUGAGAGUGCUCAUCUUAAAAUUGGUGUUCCAGAAAACUAUGAUGGUAUUUUCCCAUGGUACCUCACCAAGUUGCCAGAUCUCCCACUGACCUAUUCUGAUCUGACAGUAAAUGGUGAUGAUGAAGGGAUUUUUGGUGUGGAGUCCGGUUUCCUGUAUGCUCUUAAACCUCUAGACCGAGAGAAACAGCCGUCUUACUCCUUACAGGUGUCCUUCACAAAGUCCAUGAACACUCAGAGCUUCACCGUGGAGGUGUGCGUCAUCGAUAAGAACGACAACGUGCCGGUGUUCCUGGAAGAGAGCAUGAGAGGCAGCGUGCAGCUGGGCCUUCUCAAAGGUAUCCCGUUCAUGCAGGUGGAAGCGCUGGACCGAGACGACCGAAACACUGCCCACGCAGACCUGCGCUUCAGUCUUCUGGACCAGAUACCACGCAUCCCUGCCAGCCACAUGUUCUCAAUCGACUCCAUCACUGGAGAAGUGUCCCUCACAGAAGAUGGUGCUUCAACACUGGAUCCAGAGAUGUGUGGCCGCUACAAGCUCUCUGUGAUGGUGCAGGACAUGGCAGGCAAGGCCAAUGCUUUCUUCUCCACUGGAACUGUGCUGGUGGAAGUGACUGGGAACGCAUGGGCCUCUCCAGACCCUGUGAGACUGCAGGAGAAUCUGCCUGGACCGUAUCCCAUCCCAAUCUCACAGGUGAAGUGGAGCGGGAGUCCAGUUGAGUACAGUCUUGAGGGAGAGUUUCCAGAAAUGCUCUUCACUAUCAAUAGAGAAGGGAUCAUUUACCUGAAUGCUCCUCUGGACAGAGAAACACAAGACCAGUUUCACAUUGACAUAGUGGUGGAGAGGCCAGAUGGCAGAGAGAUUGCUAAGCCUGUGGAGCUGAGAGUGAUGGUGGGCGACGCCAAUGACAACAGACCCACUUUCCCACAGAUGCAGUACCACACUGUGGUCAAAGAGCUGGCGACUAAAGGUACAGAGAUUCUGACUGUCCAAGCUGCCGAUAAUGACGACCCGAAAACAGACAAUGUUCGCAUAUUUUAUCGUCUGGUUGGCCAGAUGCCCGAGACUCCCAGAAACUUGUUCCGUGUGGACCGGGACUCGGGAGUGAUCACAGUGCAGGCGGACAGCAUGGAGGGAACCGCUCCACAGUACACACUCACCAUCACGGCAGAGGACGCUAAAGGGUUGAACAGCUCCUGCACUGUCAUCGUUAAAGUUUUGGAUGAAAACAACAACCCACCAAUUUUCUCCCAUCUUGAGUAUGGCCCAUUCCACCUGGCUGAGGACUCGUCAGUGGGCACCACAGUGACUGUUGUGUCUGCAUGGGAUGCGGAUGAGUGGGGUGGAGACAGCUGGCAGGUGGACUACAGGCUUGAGUCUGGGAAUGAGGAGGAGGUUUUUACCCUAGUGAAUGACAGGCAGACUAAUGAAGCGGCUCUCAUCCUUGAUAAGGUGCUGGACUUUGAGCGUGAGAAUGAGUAUAUACUUGUGCUGAGCGCUCAGAACCCUGUCGCUCUGGUGCGGGGCAGAUACGGUCCUGCAUCUACAGCCACUGUAACCAUUUUCAUUGAUGACAUCAAUGAAGGUCCUGUUUUGUCUCAAAGCCACUAUGAGGUCACUGUCAGAGAAGGGGAGGAGCCAGGACGGGUUAUUGCCACUAUCAGAGGCUAUGACCCUGACUCUCAUCCAAUCAGGUAUUCGCUGAGAGGAGACACAAAGAGGUAUUUCUCCAUCGGGAAAUAUUCAGGAGAGCUCAAGACAGUCCAGGCUUUGGACAGAGAGGAGAACCACACCUAUACCAUGGAGGUGGUGGCAGAAGAUGGCCGUAACUCUUCCCUGUCAGCCUCCACACUGGUGACUGUACACAUUCUGGAUGUAAAUGACAACAGCCCAGUACUGGUGGGCGAUUAUUCCUGGAAGUACCUGUGCACACCUCGCUGGGAGGACCAGGCUCUGGUUCUGGCAUCUCGGGACAGCGAUGGCCCUCAGCAUGGAGGAAGGCUCAACUUUUCGCUUCGCAGUGACGCCACUGUCCGCCGCACAUGGAAACUCACCCCCAUCAAUGACACCCACACCAACCUGUCUUUGAAUGUGCCAUAUCUGCCUCCAGAGGUUUACAUCGUACCUUUUACCAUCUCAGACAGCAGCUCUCCUCCUAGAAGCACAUUCAUCAAUCUGCCAGUGACGGUUUGCCCAUGCAACGUGAGGGGGAACUGCAGAACAGCACCAAAACAGCUGGAGGGCAUGCCCACCAUUCAGUCAACAGUGGGCAUCCUGCUAGGAACGCUGGGAGUUAUAGGCGUUAUACUGAUUGUUAUAUUCGUGAGACUCUCCUACCAGAAUGCGACACCACCAAACAAAGACUGCCAGGAACGGGUGCCGCUCAAUGUGUCUCUGUAGUUAUGGAGGUCUUUGGAGACUACUGGGUCAUUUUUUUCAUUGAAUCAAUUGAUGUUUUUUUUCUGCUUAAAUUUCAGUUUGAGUACUGUUGACAUGUUAGGUAGUAGUAGACAUAUAUGUAU